Messenger RNA from Acyrthosiphon pisum (pea aphid), 1581 nucleotides. RefSeq lists its product as uncharacterized. The transcript is spliced from 8 exons. NCBI's taxonomy places the organism in Eukaryota, Metazoa, Arthropoda, Insecta, Hemiptera, Aphididae. The coding region runs from base 523 to 1326 and encodes 267 amino acids. Gene Ontology annotation, molecular function: DNA binding. The record is from RefSeq and is a predicted model, not a curated record.
GUAUUCUUGAAAAUAUUAUUUUUGAAGUGAACAAUUUUCCCCGCUCGUUAUCUUGUUGCAUUUAUCAAUUCUUCAAAUCAAUCAACGCGAUAACUACGGUCUACGAAAUUAAAUUACAUAAUAUUAUUGUCUUUAGUCGAACGAGUGCCUACGGUAGUCGAUGAACAUAAUAUUAUUGUUGUCGAUAAUAUUAUAUUACUUACGUCAUUAAUUUUAUAAUAUUAUAAUAUUAUAUAUUGUUUUUGGUACUUAAAUCCAACAUCGUCAGUUCGAGUAAACGGAAAUUGACCCAGUCGGAUUGUGAACCCGACGAUUCCGAUGAUCAAAAUAUAAUCGACACGGGGGAACCAAUUGAAAACAUCAAUACGAAUUGUCACCUUUUUGACGGGAAACAUUUUAAAAUCGUAAAAUCUAAUAACGAUACGGAUGAAAAAAUGUCUGCGCAAUGUCAAUCAUGUCAAAAAAUAAUUCAAGGGCGAAAAGGUUCAACAGGAAAUUUUCUUAGUCACAUUAAGUUUAAACAUGCAUCAAUGCAAUUUAAAAUUAGAGACAGUAAAAAAUUAUUCAAAAAGACAACUCAACAUGCUGAAGGAACAAUUACUCCCAAUAAACAAAUGCAAUUGCCAUUCUUUAAAACCAGUAUUACAAAAUGUCAAAAAACCAAUAAACCAUGAAAUUAUUGGAUUUGAUGUUGAUGAUGUAUUGAUAAUUAUUGAUAAAAAGAAAAAAUUGGUAAAAAUGGAACUAAGUAAAGAAACAGGUGAACCUAUAGAAGUAGAAGACCCAUCCAUUGUUAAAAAUAAUCAUGUUAAUAAAAAGAAACAGUCUAAGCCAAUUAAACCUAAUGAUGAUAAGAACAAUGGGAGUAAUAAGAGGCGUAAUAAAGACAAUUUACGCAGUGAUGCCUUGGAAUUACAAGUCGCCCCUACUUCAGGACUUACUACUCCAACAUUGAACCUUACCACUUCUAACACUAGAAAACUCUAUAGUAUGGGUAGAAAAAUUAAAGUUGAUAUCAGUGAUGCUAUUUAUAAACUUCCAUUUGAGCACGGUUGGAAACGAGAAUUGGUUUACAGAAAAUCUAUUAAACAUAGUCACAAAAAUAGAAUUUUUGAUGUAUACUAUCAUUCUCCAGCUAAAAAAAAACUUAGAUCAAAACGAGAAAUUCAGAAACAAUUGGACAUCUUAUCUGAUAAAAAUCUAACCAUAGAAAAUUUUACAUUUUCACCACAACCAAUUGCCAUGAAUGAUCGAUCUAAGGAAUUUAUCAGAGAUGCAAAUUCUAAAUUAUUUAAGGAGAAGAUCACGGAAUCAGGGUCAAUGUAGAACAAAUAUUUAUUAGAUAUAAUAUUAAAUAUCAAAUAUCAAACCAUAUUUUACUAUAUAGACUAAAAGUAAAUAUAUUUUUACUACGAAUAAUUUACCAGCCUAAAUGAAUAAUUGGCUUAAGAAUUUUCAUAUCGGUAUUUUUUUUAUAAUAUUUAAACUGUAAAGUUAUUGUUUUCUGUGAUAAUUUUGACAAAAAAUAUUGAUCAAAGUAUUGAGAAUUUAUAUUAAUUACAGUUUUAUAAUUUUAAAUGU